CAGACCCCUCCCGAAUCAACUGUGGGCUGGACGCUUUCCUCGCUUUUUAAUGAAGGACAGCAACAUGCUGGAGGAAGAAGUGACUGUUUUUGUUUAGUUUUAGAUUCAACAAACAGAAUCAUAGAAGAUGGCAACAAAUACAGCUCUUUCAAACGAAUCAAAACUCAGAGCUGAUGAAGAAGAAGAUGCGCAAGCUUCAAAGAUGCUGGAGAUUAUUAAUGGGAGAACUGUUGAUGCCUCAAAAGUGACAGAAGAGCCUGAGGACAGAGAGGUUUGGUCAAUGGAGAUGGGAGAUGACUCGGUGUUCUACAGCGAUGAGGAGCACGCUCAGUUGGACAAGGAAUCUGCCAACUUAACUGGCUUCAGUGGCAAAAGGUGCAAAAAUCCUGUUAACAGUGUGGCAGAUGGUGAAGGCAACCAACACAUGGAGACUAAUCCAGGAGAGAAAGGAAACUUGGAGAUGAAGAAGGAAUUGAACCAGUGCACCAUCUGGACUGAAGAGGAAAAGCAGAAGCUUGAGACAUUUACUAGUAAAAGAAUGCAUGUUUCAGACCCUGGGGAAUCAUCUGCAGAGUCUUAUGUCACUCCUGGAAAGUUUGGGAAAACCUCUGGAGAGUUUGUGCCGCAAAAUAAAGCAGCAACAAAUGUGGACCAAGUUAGGAAAGAGGAAGUGAUGACAGAAGCUGACACCUCAAAUCAACACCUGUUUGACUUACUCAACGAUGACGGUUAUAUAAAGCUGAAUGGGGAUGCAGAAUUUCCUCAAAGACUGUCUGGUGCUGACACCCAGAAAUCAAGUGACAUGCAGUCUGUGGGAGAUGUGGAAGCAGAGUUCCUGCAAAACCCCAGCCAAGGUCAGUUGAACCUGCCAGGGCCAACGAAAUCUGACUGCAGCGCCUUCAACCACCUCUCCUCCUCCAAAUACAGCACCGUGUCCUACCGCAGGAUCCGCAGAGGCAACACACGACAGAGGAUAGAGGAGUUUGAGUUCCUGCUGACGAGUAAAAAAUAACCUGCUUUUCAAAUCUAUUAAGAAAAAAAUGAAGGGCCAAACACAUGACUACAAGCUUACAAAUGUUCCAGCUCUGAAAUGUAUGUCAGUAGUUUCAGAAACCCCUGAUGAUAUUCACAAUAUACUUACAUCUGUGACACUCCUAAAUCUAUUGUAAUGCUAUUAUGUUUGAGAAAUGCCUAACUUUGCUGAUAACUCUACAGGUACUUAUUGUGAAUAUGUAUGUUAUACUAAUUUGGGGAUUUGAAUGAUUUAUUUGAACCAAAGAGAUGAUCAUGUGACAACAAACUGCAAUGAUUUAAAAAAAAACAAACAAAAAACAAAUACUGGGCAAACAAGUUUUAAUUUACUGAGGAUUUUCGGGGACAAAUUUAUAAGCAGAUGCUCAAAUAUGCAUAUGCACGGCAUAUACAUUUCAUAAAAGUUCACAUGUUAUGUGCUUUUUGUGGCCAUUCAGAAACUUUUGGCAUCAGUUUGGCAUUUUGGCAGACAUGGUAGAGUUAGCCUCUUUUAAGCAGAUCAGAUGCGGUUAGAAUUGUUGUUCUUCUGGGACAUUAAGUUGUGUUCGAGUUUCAACUGUAUGUUGAUUUGAUCAGGAAUUAAGGAUAUUGAAGCUGUGCUUCUUCAUUAUCCAUCAACUUUGUGCAAAAACGAACUUAUGGUAUGAUAUUGCCAACAUCAUGCUAGCCAGUGCAUUCACUGGAUUAGUAUCAGGUGAAAGACUCACCUCGACUCCUCCAAACAUACUCUUGCGGAAAAAUUACUCAAUCUUUGAUCAUAAAACUUUUCUCCAGAAGGUGUUUGGUGCUGAUUUUGGAGCCGACAGUUCUCUCUGGAUCGACACCGCCUCAGAUCAUCCUAUUGUUAAACUGGCUUUACUCUGGACAAUUACACUUAAGUUUGAGCCAUGGUGGCUCGUGAAUGUCCAAGCCAACUUUCUUUCACUGGAGGAAGCAGUUCAGGUAAGAUAGUUAAAAUCUGGAUGUAGAUGUGUAUCCCACAAAAACAAAAAUCUUAAGCAGUUUUAGCUUCUGCAAUGGCCUUGUAGAAAGGUAUGAGCUGUGCUUAAAAGCCACAACCGAGGCAGUCAACCAGUUCAAAUAUCUGAGUUAAGUAUCCGGAUAGAAUGAUGCUACACACUACAGUUGACUUACCAAGACUUGAAUAACAUGUCAUAAUAAUACUUAGAAGAAAAACAAAAUCAGAUAAUUUGUUAAAAGCCCCAGGUCCGUACAACAUUUCUGCUGAUAUGUCGUAUUUACUCGUAACUUAAGGUUUUAAUUUUUAGAUUUUGUAAGUAUAAAGAAUGAAAGUAAAAUAUGAAUUGGAAGUUUUUUAAAGUACAGCUUCAAUAACGCACAAGAGUUGCAUUGUGACAUUUUUAGGAGUAAAAUCUGUUCUAGCCAUCAUCAUGGCUAAAGACUAAACAGAAUAAAGAAUUCUAGCAA
This is a messenger RNA of Xiphophorus hellerii (green swordtail), 2460 nucleotides long. RefSeq names its product ermin (gene ermn). Lineage: Eukaryota; Metazoa; Chordata; Actinopteri; Cyprinodontiformes; Poeciliidae. The coding region runs from base 128 to 1012 and encodes 294 amino acids. Gene Ontology annotation, molecular function: actin filament binding. The transcript has 2 exons. Gene Ontology annotation, biological process: regulation of cell shape; actin filament organization. The record is from RefSeq and is a predicted model, not a curated record.